Molecule: messenger RNA, 435 nt
Organism: Diutina rugosa
Lineage: Eukaryota; Fungi; Ascomycota; Pichiomycetes; Serinales; Debaryomycetaceae
Gene: MDJ2
Product: Mdj2p
Exons: 1
Coding region: 1-435 (144 amino acids)
Biological process (GO): protein import into mitochondrial matrix
Cellular component (GO): PAM complex, Tim23 associated import motor
Molecular function (GO): ATPase activator activity
Source: RefSeq, a predicted model, not a curated record
AUGGUGGUUCCAAUCAUUGCUGGUAUUGGGUUGACGGUUGGGGCGCUUACUAUCAAGCUGACACUAGCAGCUCUUCGAAAGUUCCGUCACCUAACGCCACAGAUGAUCGCUCAACUUAAUGGCCUCAAGCUUGUUGAUCCAAACGCCGGCGUCAAACUCGACAAGCUGGAUCCCCGCUACGAUCAGUACCAAUACAUACGAUCAAAUUACGCCAACGAAGGAUUCAAACCCCGAAUAACAGAAGAUGAGGCGUUGGCGAUAUUGGGAAUCACGGGAAAUGACAUUCUUCAAAUUAACAAAAAGAUGGUUCACGAUAGGUGGCGGAAGUUGAUGUUGUUGAAUCAUCCCGACCGUCAGGGUCUGCAGUAUUUGAGUCAAAAGUUAAACGAAGCCAAAGACGUGUUGGAGAAUAGUUACAUGUGUCGGGGUAAAUGA